AUGAAUGUCCACAACAACGUGAGGCCGUACGCGUGCGAUUGGCCAGGGUGCGGCAAACGCUUUUUAGCAAGUGCACUUCUUAAAUAUCAUUUGAAUAUUCAUAAUAACGUGAAGCCAUACGCGUGCGAUUGGCCCGCGUGUGAGUACAGAACCGCGUAUUACCCGUGUGUUCACUUACAUAAACUACAAGUGCACAAAAUGUAUGGACACAAAUACCCGUGCGAUUGGCCAGAAUGUGGUAAACAGUUUGCAAAUAAGCAAACACUCGGAUAUCACAUUAAUGUCCACAAAAAUGUUAAGCCCUAUGCGUGUGAUUGGUAUAAAUGUGAGUACAGGUCAACCAAUCACUCCAGUGUCCUGAUACAUAAAAAACAUGUCCACACAAAACAUAUGAACACCGGCGGCCAUAAUAAUAAAAAACUGUUCGCGUGUUUAUGGCCCGAAUGUGGUAAACAGUUCGCCUCUAAACCGACGCUCACUGACCACAUGAAUGUCCACAACAACGUCAAGCCGUAUGCCUGCGAUUGGCCUGAAUGUGGGUUUAGGACACACUAUGCGCCUAAUGUUCGGCUCCAUAAGAAACAUGUUCACAAAAUAUAA
Molecule: messenger RNA, 600 nt
Organism: Medioppia subpectinata
Lineage: Eukaryota; Metazoa; Arthropoda; Arachnida; Sarcoptiformes; Oppiidae
Source: the annotation of a GenBank genome assembly